AUGACCGUUUUUAAUCUACUCACGUUUCCCAACGUUUGUCGAGCAUGUCUGCAAUCGGUACAUCCCGAUCAGAUGAUUGCGCUCGAUACGCAUCGCCCACUGUUGGAGGGAACGAUCUCUAUAUUCCUGCAGGAGAUCUCAUUCAAACUACCUGCGGCUGUUUUACCAUUUCUACCCACUUCCGUGUGCAUCGCUUGCCUAGAGGUGAUGGAAUUCUUCAGCAAAUAUAGACGAAAAAUCAAUCAUCUGCAUGAGUUUCUCGUUGCACUAGUACGGGUAAAGCUAGGGGACGAACGACCACUGCGAGAUCUGUUUGAAAGCAAAAUAGAACAACUGGAGGUGAUGUUCCGGGAUUUGGAUCUUUGCAAUAAGAUAGAUGUAGGAGUGAACGAUCUGUUGGCUGAGUACAACCAGUAUGGUAUUGGUUCCAUGGAACUAACAAGCGGGCACGAGUCGGAUGAAUCUAUGAAGCAAGAGUUUGACUCGGUUUACGACGCUGAGGAAGCAAGUGAAGCGCCAAAAUCAGAGCCAGUUAGAGCUAAGCGAUUGAAAAUAGAGUUUGAACCGGUUGAACUUAACGAUAUCGAAGCCGACGCAGGAUCGGAUGAGAAUGAGGAAGCCUCCAAAGACACAUCUGGCGAAAAAGUCAAAUCACAGCGGAAACAGUUCCAGUGUGAUCAAUGUUCCUAUAAGACGAUGUUUACCAUUGCUCACACCAUCCACAUGAACAAGCAUAAACAGAAUGAAGGCAAAGUUGGGUACGUGUGUAACAAUCCGUACUGCUUGCAGAUGUUCGAUACGGCCAGAGAGCUUAACCUACACAAAAUGAGCAAUCCACACAGUGUAUACGUGUGCGAAAUUUGUGGCAACUCGCUGAAGCAUCGGAUAUCGCUGGAGGUGCACCUGGAGCGGCACGGCGGGAUUACACACUUCCAGUGUAAGUACUGUUCGUCAUCGUUUCAUACCAAAACGGAGCUACAAAAUCAUAUGGCUGCCAUGCACAUCAGCGAUGAUCGCGCGGAGUGCCAGAUUUGCGGUGCAGUAUUUACCAGCAACAAGCUGCUCAAACAGCACACAAAUUCCCACGUUACGGAGCGUAACUACCACUGUUUGCUGUGCAAGCGGUCAUUUAAAACGCAACAUCAUUUAAACCGUCACUCCAAAGCCGUUCAUACGGAUGUGCGGUUUGAGUGUGAGCAUUGCGAAGUUUCAUACAGCAGGCGGGAUAAGUUGCGGAUGCAUGUGGAGAAAGCACACAAGAUACAAACAUACUUCGUGUGCGAUAUUUGCCUCCGAUCAUUCAACAAUGAUGAAGCACUGCAGGAGCACAGCGCGCGGCAUAAACACCCGCAGCAUCUAGAAUGUGGAAUCUGCUUGGUGGUAUGCUUGACCGAGACAGAUUUCAACAGGCACACGUGCAUUACCUACCAGGAUAAUUAUAUUUGCUGUGGGCACGAUUUUAAGCAUCAUCUGGUGUACAACAAGCACAUGAUGCGCCACGGUAUCAAGGUGAAUGCAAGAGUAAAGCCAAAAUCGAACACACUGAUUGGAAUAGAAAGGGCACAGAGAAAAACAGCCGGUUCCCGAUCGUCAAAAUAUUGUCUGCGGAGUGUAGCGAAUGAAACGGAUACAACGCUAAAGUAUGAUUGUGUGGAGUGUGGGAACCUUUUCCGUACUAUCAAGGAGCGGAAUCAACAUACAUGUUCCGUAUUGAUAGAUGAAAUUAUAAUGACAUUAGAAGAUGGUGAAUAA
Messenger RNA from Anopheles marshallii, 1752 nucleotides. RefSeq names its product zinc finger protein ZFP2-like. Bases 1 to 1752 code for a protein of 583 amino acids. The record is from RefSeq and is a predicted model, not a curated record. Gene Ontology annotation, biological process: regulation of transcription by RNA polymerase II. Lineage: Eukaryota; Metazoa; Arthropoda; Insecta; Diptera; Culicidae. Gene Ontology annotation, cellular component: nucleus. Gene Ontology annotation, molecular function: zinc ion binding; DNA-binding transcription factor activity; RNA polymerase II cis-regulatory region sequence-specific DNA binding. The transcript has 3 exons.